This is a messenger RNA of Canis lupus familiaris (dog), 918 nucleotides long. RefSeq names its product complement component 1 Q subcomponent-binding protein, mitochondrial-like. NCBI's taxonomy places the organism in Eukaryota, Metazoa, Chordata, Mammalia, Carnivora, Canidae. Gene Ontology annotation, biological process: cytosolic ribosome assembly. The transcript has a single exon. Gene Ontology annotation, cellular component: mitochondrial matrix. Bases 296 to 769 code for a protein of 157 amino acids. The record is from RefSeq and is a predicted model, not a curated record.
CAGACCAGACGCUCAACCACUGAGCCACCCAGAUGCCCCACCCAGGAUUAUUUUGAAGGAAAUCCCAGAUACUAUAUAAUUUCAACUCUAUAUUGUUGCUCUGAGAUUUCUUUCUUCUUUUUCCUUUUUUUUUUUUUUCCUCUGAGAUUUCAAGACUAGGGCACCAAGGCACCCACAGGAGUCCACCACUAGUAGGGCACUGGCCUGGCGGCUCUGGGACUACCAGGUGCUGGGGCCUGCGCUUGCGGCUGUGAUGUGCUGCACACUUAAGGGGACAAAUUUGUUGAAUUCCUAAAUGAUGGGCUUAAGGAGAAAAGGAAGAUACAGAAGCACAAGUCCCUUCCCUAAGAUGUCUGGAGGCUGCGAGCUGGAAGUGAAUGGGACAGAAGCCAAAUUAAUGCAGAAAACUGUUGGAGAAAAGAUCACUGUCACUUGGAACGUUAACAAGACUAUCUCACCAACAUAUGAUAGGAAUGAGGAGCCCUCCCAAGGACACAUGGUUGAAGAACAGGAGCCUGAAUUGACGGCCACUCCCAGGUUUGUGGCUGAAGUUAUAAAGAAUGGUGGCAAGAAGGCCCUUCUGCUGGACUGUCACAAUCCAGAAGAUGAGGUUGGGCAAGAAGAGGACAAGAAUGACAUCUUGUCCAUCAGGAAAGUGAGCUUUCAGUCCCCUGGAGAGUCUGAAUGGAAGGACAUGAAUUACACACUCAACAUCCAUUCCCUGGCCCGGGCCUUAUAUGACCACCUAAUGGAUUUUCUGGCAGGCUGAGGGGUGGUGAAUAACACUUCUGCGGAUGAGUUGGUGGAGCUCAGCACAGCCUUGGAGACCUCAACAGUUUUGUAAAGAGUUGGGAGAGCAGAUAAAAUGCUAAACACUUUCAUUUUAUGGCAAAAUAAAACUACAUAUUAUAUUAAUAA